UCUGAAAGUAAAUCAUCAUGAAUUUACCGCUGAUGAGUUUGGGAGUGGUAGCAUGUGUCCACACAGGGUUAGGGUCAAUGUCUUGGCAGAUUGCUGCUCACAUGCGCUGGCAUCUGACUUAUCUCAAUUAAACAGAGAGAAUGGAGAGGACUGGUUGUAAUUCUGAUGGCGGAUUUAAUGCACUGAUUUCCCAAGAGGACAUGGAGGAGCAUCCUCCUUACCAACAAUUUGGUCAAGGCAGCCAACAAGUGUCCAUGUUCAGUAUGAAUCCUGGGAGAAGGUGCAGACUGGCUGUAGCGAUCCUGGCACUUCUCGCUGCUGUUUUACUGAUAGUCGAUAUCAGCCUGGGAGUCCACUACAACAAGCUCACAGAUACUCACCUCACACUUGAUGAUACAGAACGCAUCACCAAAGAGGCGAUGGCACUUCAGGAUACUUACAAGGCCGCAGUCCAAACCAUGAAGGGGGCCGAGAAGCAGCUGGACAGUGAGAUGAGCCGUCAGAAACAAACCAACUGGGAAUUUGAACACCAGACAAAAAGAAGCCAAGACUAUGAAGCACAGAUUGAAAAAAUUAGAAAGGAGCUCGUAGCUCUGCGAUCACAACUACCAAUGAUUAAUGACGGCUGCAAACACUGCCCAGCAGGAUGGAUUCUGAUGAACUCAGUGUGUUACUACUUCUCUUUCUCGGACAGCGCUGGACUCAAAUCAUGGGAAAAGUCCAGAGAGUUCUGCCAGAUGUAUGGAGGGGAUCUUGUAGUCAUAGAUAGCAAAGACAAGCAGAACUCAACUGUAAAUUACAUGAUAAAUCAUCAUGACUCCUCACAACAAAAUUUGGGCUACUGGAUGGGACUGAGAGAUUUUCACGAGGAAGGAACUUGGAAAUGGUUGGAUGGAACGGUGCUUGUUGAAGGGUAUUGGAAUGACGGAGAACCAAACGAUUCGGGCAAUGAGGAUUGUGCCACAGUCCUUGCUGCAGAAAACUUCUUUAAAGCUUGGAAUGACUUAAGCUGUCGAAAACAACAGAGAUGGAUUUGUGAAAAAGCACCAACUUCUAUGAGCUGAGAACUUCUUCAAGGAAACACACAAUUAUACUUAUUGUACGUGUGUCCAUGCUCAAUUUCCUGACCAGACAAGUGCUCCACACACCCAGGCUCCCACGAAAUCAUCCAGCUGCCCUCCAUCCAGCAUCCACGCUGCACGGGGAGAACAUGCAAACUUUUACAUUAUUAACAUAGAGUCUGUAUCCAUAGAGGGAGUUUUCAGUUGUGGAAAAAUACAUACAUUAUGCAAUAAAGACUUGUAUGUGCUUACAAAUGCUUUGUUUGUUAUUAAAAAUGAUUUAGGAAUGCUUUUUAAACUUGUAAUUACUUACAGUUUGCCUAGUUUUGAUGAGACCGCUUUUAAUAAACUGAUUCUGGGUUCGA
Molecule: messenger RNA, 1426 nt
Organism: Stegastes partitus (bicolor damselfish)
Lineage: Eukaryota; Metazoa; Chordata; Actinopteri; Pomacentridae
Product: CD209 antigen-like protein E
Exons: 7
Coding region: 141-1064 (307 amino acids)
Source: RefSeq, a predicted model, not a curated record